Messenger RNA from Podospora anserina S mat+, 1890 nucleotides. RefSeq lists its product as uncharacterized. Gene Ontology annotation, biological process: regulation of DNA-templated transcription; DNA-templated transcription. Gene Ontology annotation, cellular component: nucleus. The coding region runs from base 1 to 1890 and encodes 629 amino acids. The record is from RefSeq and is a predicted model, not a curated record. The transcript has 6 exons. NCBI's taxonomy places the organism in Eukaryota, Fungi, Ascomycota, Sordariomycetes, Sordariales, Podosporaceae. Gene Ontology annotation, molecular function: zinc ion binding; DNA-binding transcription factor activity, RNA polymerase II-specific; DNA binding.
AUGGAUCAUGAUGCUGCCUCGAGACUGAGGCGGCCACGGCAGCCACCACAGACACAGCAGCAGUCACUUGUUUGGCAGGCUGGUGUCUCCGAGUUAUCUCUAACGCCAAGCCCGGCAGAGUCCGGUACCAUCUACGCCUCGUCCACCGGCGUCCACAACGGCAACGGUAAUAGCAACGGGGCCGGCACCAGUUAUCGCCGUAAAAGGAGAUCUACUCUGGUCAAUGCCGAGGACUCCAUAGCUGUUCGCGGUGAUGGAUACAGCAACGGAGCCGGGGACGUCAAGCAUGCACGCAGUGCCUCUGCCGAGGACGAUGAUAGUGACGGCGCCUCUCCUACUACUGCUGAACACCAGAGGAAGAAGCAGAAACGAAACAAGCCCACGUUGUCCUGUUUCGAAUGCGUAGGGAGAAAGACAAAGUGUGACAGGGGGAGACCGCAUUGCCUUGCAUGUAUCAAACGUCAGACCAAGUGUGAAUAUGCCCACGUUGCCAAUGUACUCGAAAGUGCGGCCAACGAGCGCCGGAUGACGAAGGGUCCCAAAAAGAAGGGAGACGCGCUUAAACCCACGAUCCCAAACGCUGCUGAUAGGGGCUUCAACGUGAAUCGACUAAAGGCGCUGGGAUCGGUUUCAACUUCGACAGGCCUGCUUUCGAACGUUCCCUACUCGGCUCCUGGCUCGUCCAAUGUAUUUGGCAUUGGAUCUGAGCACCCGUUUGCUAAUUACUGGACUUGCGACGGGGGCUUGCCCGAGGUUAUCUCUGUCUUGCCGGAGAAAGUGCAGUCGGAUAUUCUCCUGACGCGGUAUUUUGAGUGUGUCGACCCGGUGUAUCCGAUGCUGCAUAGGCAGACGUUUUAUGCCGACUAUGAGCAUUUCUGGUCGUUGAGCCGGCCUGAGAAGGACCAAGCCGACGGAGCGUUUGUGGCGCUCAUUUUCGUCAUGCUCGCCUUGGGCACUCAGUUUGUGACGUCGACUUCGCCCAGGGAAAGGAAGCAGACGGCCGAGUUCUACGCUUCGGCGAGUAAUCAAGCCUUGCGUGUGAGCUCGUAUCUUAGCAUAGCGAGCAUUCGAUCGAUCCAGGCCAUGGUGUUGAUCACAUACUUUCUCAUCAACGACAACCACGCUUCUGAUGGGUGGGCGUUCGGGGGGAUUCUUAUGAGGCAGGCGUAUGCGAUGGGAUUGCAUCGAGAUCCAAAUAUUGUCGUCCCUGACGCCUCCCCUUUUGAAAAACAACAACGCCGCAAGGUCUGGCAGGCUGUGCUUCUUCAAGACACCUUCCUGACGGUCUUGCUAUCGCUCCCGCCAAGCGCGACCCACACCGACGUCAGCGUCGACGACCUCAAGCAGGACGACGCCUCCAUCGCCACCGACGACCCGACCGACACGGACUAUAUCAAGUCCAGCUGGACGCUCGCCAACCUGGUCCAGGAAACCAUCUGCUCGCCUCGGUCCCUGGACGUGCCCAUCUGCACCACCGUCCGCCAAAAGUCUAAGCUGGUGCAAGACUUUAGGACCGUCUACCGCACCUUUCCAACUGUGUUUCGCUAUUGGGACCCGCAGGUCCUGACGGAGAUGGCGCAGAGCAACAAGCGGGUGGUGAGGCAGACGCUGUUCCUGUGCAGCAAUUACUUUCACAACUUGAUGCUGGUGCAUGCGUCGGAGAGCGCAGAUGUGCCUGUUAACGUUAGGGGGACGUUGGAGGCGGCUCACGAUGCGAUUACGGCUUUCUUUAUCUUGUUUCAGCUUUUUGAGGCUGAGGCGAGGGUGUGGUGGGUUUUCAACCACAGGGCGUUUUUGGAGGCGCUUUUGUAUUGGGAAUGUGCUGAGGGAGGUGGCGAGGGGGGAGGAGGGGGGGAGUAUGGGGGAGGAUCCUUUGUUUAUAAGGGCUAG